CUUUCUCUCUCUCUUUUUUUUUUGUCAUACCUUUUUUAUUGUUUUAUUUUUGGGAAACUUCCAUCACUUUUUUUUUUUCCUUUUACAUUCCUUAUUCAAUCAAAAAAACUCUCUUUUUUUUCAAAUGACUUCACCAAGUAAAUCUUCAUCCAGUUUACAUAGGUCUUUAUCUGGUCAUCUUCAACGACUACAAUUAAGACGGGAAGACGCUUCACAAGAAAAUGGGGAAAAACGUGAAGAUAAGAAGACACUACGUAAACCAUCUCAUAAGUCUUCUCCUCCUCUUCCUCGCAAGAUUACUACAACAGAUACGACUGAUGGUGGUUCUAUAAAAACAAGUUCUAGUAUAUCAACAUCUGGUAAUCAACAAACUUCAACUCCUGUAUCACCUAGUGUUAGCAAGUCUUCUGCUGGUUCAUUUUUAUCUCGGACACUCUCUUCAAAACGUACUCGUGCCGAAUCUUCUAGUCGUAAUCGCCCUUCUCCACCUCCACCUUCAUCCACAAGUUCUCCUCUCUUGACUCGUUCUUCUGACCCUUUGGAUCCUACUUUGGAUAAUUCUACAAACCAACAAGUCAAUAGAUCAAGUAGUAAAAGCGAUGAUGAUUCUUCUGGUAGUCCUACUCCUCCACUAGAAAAUAGUCCUCCAACAACAUCUACUGGUACAAAUAACAAAGCAAGGGAUCGUAAUACUCUCAAGGAUGUCUUUGGAAAAUUUGUUGGAAGUUUCAAUGAACUAUUGAAUAAAGAAAAGGAUAAUGCGAAUAAACAACAAGAAAAAGAAAUGGAAAUUGGUGAACCUUUCAACGCUAAACAUGUUACACAUGUUGGUUUUGACCCUGCUACUGGAGAAUUCACUGGAUUACCUCAUGAAUGGCAAAUUUUAUUACAACACAGUGGUAUUUCAAAAAAGGAACAAUAUCAAAACCCUCAAGCUGUUUUGGAUGCUAUCGGAUUUUAUCAAGAAACAAGAGAACAUGAUGAUCAAGUUUAUCACAAAAUGGAAAAGGCCUUGGCUCUCCAAAUGAAGCAAACUGAUGAUGAUCAUUAUCACUCUCCGACUGCUGAUUAUGUAGAUAAUGAACUGAUGACUCCUUUAUCCUCCUCUAUUUCUGGUAAUGAAGAUCAAGAUCGACAUGACAAUAAUGAAUCUCUCGUUUAUCAAAAAUCACGUUAUGAACAAAGUAUCUCACCUUCAUCCUCUACUAAAAAACAAUUCAUCAGCAAACAACAGGAUACUACACCACAUAAAAACGAACGAUUCUAUGCUGAACUUGGUAUCGAACCUCCUCGUGUUUCCCCCACUCAAAAAGGAUCACCACAGUCAGCUCGGGAUUACGACAUCAAGCGAAAACUCAGUGCGAAGAAACGUGAAAAGAAGGAUGAUAAACCAAAGGAAACACUCACUGCUUCUCCUGGUACAGUUAAACAACGGGUUCCCAAAGAAAAGAAGGCUGGUAUGAAGGAUUCUGAAGUGAUUGCCAAAUUACAAUCCAUUUGUACAGAAGCUGACCCUAGCAAAGUAUACCGAAACAUGACAAAAAUUGGACAAGGUGCUUCAGGUGGUGUUUUCAUUGCUCAUACAACCAAGAGUGAAUUACCAGUGGCCAUCAAACAAAUGAAUUUAGAACAACAACCCAAGAAAGAAUUGAUCAUCAAUGAAAUUCUUGUGAUGAAAGAAUCUCAACAUAAGAAUAUUGUCAACUUUAUCGAUUCUUAUUUGUACAAAGGUGAUCUCUGGGUGAUUAUGGAAUAUAUGGAAGGUGGCAGUUUGACAGAUGUAGUAACAAACAAUAUGAUGAUGGAAGGUCAAAUUGCUGCUGUUUGUAAGGAAGUUUUGGAAGGAUUACAACAUCUUCAUUCGAAAGGCGUUAUUCAUCGUGAUAUCAAGAGUGAUAAUGUGUUACUUAGUUCUUAUGGUGAUAUCAAACUCACUGAUUUUGGUUUCUGUGCUCAAUUAAAUGAUACACAAGCAAAAAGAACAACUAUGGUUGGAACACCUUAUUGGAUGGCACCUGAAGUAGUGACUCGAAAAGAAUAUGGACCUAAAGUAGAUAUUUGGUCAUUAGGUAUUAUGGCAAUAGAAAUGGUGGAAGGUGAACCUCCUUAUCUCAAUGAAAAUCCUUUACGUGCAUUGUACUUGAUUGCUAACAAUGGUACACCUAAAUUACAAGAUCCAGAAGCUUUAUCUCCCAUGUUCCGUGACUUUUUGGCCCGAUGCUUAUCUGUAGAUGUAGAUCGUCGACCUACUUCUGAUGAAUUAUUGAAACAUCCUUUCUUGAAAUGUGCUGAUCCUCUUCCCUCACUUGGACCCUUGAUUCGUGCUGCAAGAGAAGCUGCACGAAGAGACGGUAUCUAGUUGUUCUUCUUCUUCAUUAUUAUUAUUAUUAUUAUUUUAUUAUUAUAGUUUUAGUUUAUAUGUUUAGUUAGUCAUGAUGUAUUACUUCCUCCUCUUCUUCUCUCAUUCUAUUCCAUCCUCUUUCUUCCAUCUGCUCCCUCUCACAUUUAUAUUAUAGUUUAUGAAUUAUACGUUUAGUUUUUCUCAAUAUUUAUACUUUUUUUUUGAUGAUCAUAAAACUUAUGAUAUUCUAUCCUUUCUUUCUUUUUUGGAAUUGUUGUAAAUAAAAACAAAACUAUCAUCAUCAUCAUUA
Halteromyces radiatus is the source of this 2651-nucleotide messenger RNA. Its product is annotated as Pak2 protein. The record is from RefSeq and is a predicted model, not a curated record. Lineage: Eukaryota; Fungi; Mucoromycota; Mucoromycetes; Mucorales; Cunninghamellaceae. Gene Ontology annotation, biological process: regulation of MAPK cascade; protein phosphorylation; intracellular signal transduction. Bases 125 to 2359 code for a protein of 744 amino acids. The transcript is spliced from 8 exons. Gene Ontology annotation, molecular function: protein serine/threonine kinase activity; ATP binding. Gene Ontology annotation, cellular component: cytoplasm.